Molecule: messenger RNA, 2142 nt
Organism: Maylandia zebra (zebra mbuna)
Lineage: Eukaryota; Metazoa; Chordata; Actinopteri; Cichliformes; Cichlidae
Source: RefSeq, a predicted model, not a curated record
AUGGACUCAGCAGACCCAGUACGUGCAGCAGUCUCCAAGCAGGGAGCCAUUUUAGGGGCUCAUAAGCAAGCGUUGCAGGCCCUCGACACCCGGUGCCAAGCCAUAGGCGAGACUCAGGCUAAGAUCUUAGCUUCCAUGCAGGAAAUUCAGUCAGCUGUUUCCUCUACUCCAUGCCCGUCCUCUGCGUCUCCUGCACCCGUGGCAGAACCUCCCCAGUCUUCCCCAGCUCCAACCCCUUCAGGCUCCCUUUUUCGCGAUGUUGCAUUCCCAGAACCCGAGCCGUACUCAGGGGAGCAGGUUCCUCUGAAGAGCAUUGAGGUGGAGCUGGAGGUGAGGGACCAUGUGGCUACAGUGGUCUCCACUCUGAACUACGAGAACAAGGAGGACAAACCAUUAGAGGCUGUUUUUGUCUUCCCUCUGCCUGGAGAUGCUGCUGUCUGUCAUUUCAGCGCUCAGAUUGGACAGACACAGAUUGUAGCUGAGGUGAAGGAGAAACAGAAGGCUCGUGAGGAGUAUGAUGAUGCUCUGAGCUCCGGUCAGCAGGCCUUCCUAUUGGAGGAGAGUGAUGAGAGUCCAGAUAUAUUCUCUCUGAGUGUGGGCAGUCUGCCUCCAGGAGAGAGCGCCUCCAUCAGGUUGGAGUACGUCACUGAGCUGGCUGUGCAAGCUGAUGAUGGUCUGAGGUUCUGUCUGCCUGCUGUGCUCAACCCUCGAUACCAACCUCAGGGUAGUGAAGGUGCAGGAGUCCAGGUGACUUCUGUUCCAGUCUCUCUGGUGCCCUACAGUCUGUCUUUUUCUUCCCGAGUGUCCUCUCCUCGUCCAAUCUCUAAAGUAGAGUCCAACUGUUCCCUGGACCCUCUGCAGUACCUCAACACUGAUCAAACCCAGGCCACGGUCAAGCUGGCUGCAGGACACAAGUUUGACAGAGAUGUUGAACUGCUGAUUUAUUACAAAGACGCCCACCAGCCCACUGCUGUGGUGGAGGCAGGACAGGCCUCUGCUGAGCCGGGUGAGCUCUCUGAUCCAGUGGUGAUGGUGAGUCUGUACCCUGAGUUCCCCCAGUCUGUGAUGUCUUCAAUGGCUUCAUGUGGAGAGUUUGUGUUCGUAGUGGAUCGAUCUGGAAGUAUGGACUGUGCUACGAAUAACACUGAGCAGCAGGAAUCUUGGAUGAGCAGUGCCAGGGACACUCUGCUGCUCCUGUUGAAGAGCUUACCAAUUGGCUGCUAUUUCAACAUUUACAGUUUUGGGUCCAUAUAUGAACACAUCUUCCCUAAGAGUGUGGAGUACAGCCAGCAGACCAUGGAGGAGGCUCUGAAGAAAGUUGAGCAGAUGGAGGCUGAUCUUGGAGGAACAGAGAUCCUGCAGCCCCUCAAACAUAUUUACAGCCAGCCCUACAUUCCCAAUCAGCCCAGACAGCUGUUUGUCUUUACUGAUGGAGAGGUGGGGAACACCAAAGAAGUGAUUGAUCUGGUGAAGAAGAACUCAGGUUCUCACAGACUAACAGUCCACAGGUUGGGUGCUCUGACUCUGAUUCGCUCCAUGGAGAUGGAAGCGAGAGAUCGCAAAGGACAGCAAGAUGGAGGAGUGAACGAGAAAGUGGUGCAGCUCAGUGUCCAAUCAGGAGUGAGCAGUUCUUUCACUGCCUUCAUUGCUGUCAACAAAGUCAACAAAGUCAACAGCAAAGUGAUCAAGGACUCUUAUUUUCCAGCUGCUGUGCCUGAGCAGCCACCCAGAGACCCUUUGCUGCAGUUAGUCUCCCUGCAGGAGGCGUCUGGCUGCUGGCUGCUUGAUCCAGCUCUGGCUGCUGCACUGGGACAGACCAACGAGGAGGUGGAAAAGUCAAAGCCUGAAAAGACCAGCAGUGAAGUGUGGGCCACCAUUCUGGCUCUGAUCUGGCUUCAUGGUUUCAAGAUGGAUGCAAAGGACGAGUGGGAGCUUCUGGCUAUGAAGGCUGCCUCGUGGCUCUGUGCUCACAAUGCACCGUGUGUGUCAGAGUGUGUGGAUGCUGGAAAUGUCCUGCUGGGUUGCAGCGUGAAGAAAGAAGCUCUGGGACUCUGAGGGUUUUCUUAAAGUAGCUUCAUCUUCAGAGUGAACAGAAGCAGGUCUGCUUACUCCACACUGCCUUUGAUACAGAGCUGUUUUAUA